AUGUUGAAGUUUGCCAUUCUUGUCUGUUUAUUAGGGUUGGCGGCAGCCACACCGUCUGUGGUGAGGACCCGGGAAGAGAUAGAGUCAUUUAGAUCCUUCUUGGAGAACACCAAAAUUAACACAGAUGACGGUGAAGCGUUCCUCGCUCGCUCGAAGGCUUUCCCCCUCGCGAACCCCGAGGAAAUCAGUGGCAAAUACGAGGGAGACAUCAUUGUUGAUGACUUCAUCAUCGCAAACAUGAUCCAGGAGUAUGCUAUGGGCCGUAAUGCAUACACUUGGCCCAAUACUAAGUGGCCUGGAAAUGUUGUCGUUUGGGAAUUCGGAGAAGGCGAGUUCGGACCCCUGCAGCAAGCCGCCAUCGAAGAGGGCAUCAGGGAUAUCGAGGAGCAUACCUGCAUCAGAUUCCGUUACAGGCAGCCUGGAGAUCAAGCGUUUGUGAGAGUUACUGGUGGAUCUGGCGGUUGUUACGCUAAUGUAGGAUAUUGGGAGACACGUGGCGUCCACACCUUGAACCUCGCCCGCAACACGCCAGGAAUUGGCUGCUUCCGCCACGCCACCAUUGUCCACGAGUGGAUGCACAUUCUUGGCUUCCUGCACAUGCAGUCCACCUGGAACCGAGAUGAUUACGUUAGGAUCGCUGAGGAGAAUCUCACUCCUGGCACUGAGCACAACUUCGCUAUCUACACCGCGGAUUUGGUUGACAACUUGGAGAUCGAAUACGACUACGUAAGCUGCCUCCACUACGGACCAUUUGCCUUCAGUAGCAACGGCCAACCCACCAUCGUCGCCCUCCAGGAGCAUGAAGGAGAAAUGGGUCAACGUAUUUACAUCACCGACAAGGAUUGGUUAAGAAUCAACAGGCACUACGAAUGCCCAGGAGCAUGGAAUAAAAGCACGCAAUAA
This is a messenger RNA of Achroia grisella, 903 nucleotides long. Its product is annotated as seminal metalloprotease 1-like. The coding region runs from base 1 to 903 and encodes 300 amino acids. Lineage: Eukaryota; Metazoa; Arthropoda; Insecta; Lepidoptera; Pyralidae. The record is from RefSeq and is a predicted model, not a curated record. The transcript is spliced from 6 exons. Gene Ontology annotation, molecular function: metalloendopeptidase activity; zinc ion binding. Gene Ontology annotation, biological process: proteolysis.